AUGCCGUCUCCAGCGUUCGGCCUGUUCUUCGAGAUCUUCUCGGAGGGGGUGGUAUUUACCGUGGCCCUCAUCACAUCCGUGUGCUUCGGGGAGAGGUGCUGGAAGCGCUCGGCCCCGCUGAAUAUCACCGGCCUCGCCGCGAGCCUCAUCGCCGUCUCCUACUCGGUGUUUGCGCUUGAGUACUGGUUCAACGGGCUUGGCGACCUCUACGACUGCGCCACCCUCGCCGCCGUCAACGGUACCUGCAUGAGCGCUAGCAACGCCUUUACCUUCCUGCAUCUCUUCGUCAAGGCUGACGCGAGCAACCAGAGGAACCCCAAGUGGCGGAAGUUCUACCGGUGGGUCGGGGUCGCAACGACCGCGUUCAACUGGGUCACAUUAGCCGUUGUCCACGCGUUGCUUCAAGGAACGGAAAUCGACGGUCUCGACGGACCUCGGUGCAAGUUCACCUUCGAGAUGAACUCCUUCAGACUCAAAUGGAUCGCCCAGUUCAUCAACCAAGCUUUCCAGGUGGCCGCGUUCGUUGGCCCUUUGAUAGUACACCUCAGGAUGAUGGCGAGGAGCCCCGCCAAAUCGUCAGAAGUCGACACCGUCUUCGCAACGCUGGUGUUCCCGCUGGCCGUCCUCGACAACGCCGUAAGCCUGGGCGCCAUCAUUUUCGCGGUGCACCUCCCGAGCAUGACACGUGAGACCACGGACGGGGCCAAGGAGUCCGACGUGACCGUGACCGGCUCAAACAUCAGCAGGUCUUCCGAAGUCAUUGUGACCGUCUCGGUGUGA
Messenger RNA from Ectocarpus siliculosus, 780 nucleotides. The record is from the annotation of a GenBank genome assembly. NCBI's taxonomy places the organism in Eukaryota, Phaeophyceae, Ectocarpales, Ectocarpaceae.